Mesoplodon densirostris (Blainville's beaked whale) is the source of this 756-nucleotide messenger RNA. It is a transcript of the gene RNF151, whose product is annotated as ring finger protein 151. The record is from RefSeq and is a predicted model, not a curated record. Lineage: Eukaryota; Metazoa; Chordata; Mammalia; Artiodactyla; Ziphiidae. Gene Ontology annotation, cellular component: plasma membrane signaling receptor complex. Gene Ontology annotation, molecular function: zinc ion binding. Gene Ontology annotation, biological process: regulation of canonical NF-kappaB signal transduction; protein K63-linked ubiquitination; positive regulation of JNK cascade.
AUGGGGAGUCUUGACCCUCACCGCUGUCGCCUCAAAAGUGGUGGGUAUGAUCUCAACCUCUUCACCAGCCCUCCCGACUGCAACUUCCUGUGCUCUGUCUGCCACGGAGUUCUCAAGAGGCCGAUGAAGUUGCCAUGCAGCCACAUCUUCUGCAAGAAGUGCAUCCUCCCGUGGCUAGCCAGACAAAAGACCUGUCCGUGCUGCAGGAAAGAGGUGAAACAGAAAAAGAUGGUCCAUGUGAAUAAACUCCAGAAGAUCAUUGGCCGCCUGGAAGUCAAGUGCAAAAACGCCAAAGCUGGCUGCCUGGUGACGUGCCCCCUGGCCCAUCGGAAGGGGCACCAGGACUCAUGCCCUUUCGAGCUGAUGGCCUGUCCCAACGAGGGGUGCACGUCACGGGUGCCUCGUGGGAACCUGGCCGAGCACCGGCAGAAUUGCCAGCAUGGUGCCCAUCAGCGCUGCCCCCUGGGCUGCGGGGCCACCCUGGGCCCGGCCGAACGUGCAAGCCGCAACUGCUACCGUGAGCUUCGCGAGGCCUGUGAGCGCAGCCGGACCCUGGUGCUGCGCCUGCUAAGGCGCAUGCGCAAGGUGUACCGGUCUGCCAACCUCAUCCGCCGGCAGCUGCGCCAGCUCCGAGAGUUCCUGGAGGAAGAUGACGCCCUGCUCUUGGGCGCCCCGCAAGAGGAGGCUGAGGCCCCCCCAGAAGGCAGCACUGGAGCUGAGAUGGGGGGGCCCAGGGCCAAGCUACCUUGUAAAUAG